Molecule: messenger RNA, 1234 nt
Organism: Toxorhynchites rutilus septentrionalis
Lineage: Eukaryota; Metazoa; Arthropoda; Insecta; Diptera; Culicidae
Exons: 4
Coding region: 569-1012 (147 amino acids)
Source: RefSeq, a predicted model, not a curated record
AGAAUUGUUGUUUGUGAAUAUAUGGUCCAGACAAGCAUCAUAACGCGUCGGUGUGGUAUCACAGAACUGAAAGCCAUUUGAGAGUACGGUAUUGUUAUAAUGUUCCACGACAGCUGUUGAAGAUUGUAGGUCAAAAUUGAAAUCCCCUAACACCUCCGAUGGUUUACACUGCCAGUCAGCCGUAAAAAGGCCCCGAAGCUACACCAAGACAAAAGGAUAACCCCAAACCUACCCGAAUACCGGGCGCAAACACGCGUGGAAGAAGGGUGAAAAGCUCAGAAAUAGAUUAGUUGAGUAGAUCUGGGAAGUAGCUGUUUUCCAUUGUUCCGGGGCUCGGAAAAAUCUCACCAAAGCGUGUGAGGGAAAUCAGUCUGCAUUAUUAGAACUGAAGCGCGUCGGAACAAGUGUCAUUCAUUUUCACACCUGAAGACGAAACGGCGUUGUGGAAUUUUUCCCAAAAGGUUGAAACCCACCACCAAGUCAGUCCUUCUCGCUCGGCAUCGUUUCGCUUCCUGGAAAGCUUUAAAUCAAGAGCAACGUUAAAAUCAACAACAUCAGGGCAACGACGAUGGAAGUCUGGAAAGGCAGGAACUUAAUGACCGUAAUCUUGCUGAUUACCAUCGGAUUAACAGCAGAAGUUUUCUCGGAACAGAUCGACCACUUGCGGAAGGGAGAGAACGACCCAAUUAAAUCCGCAGCUCAGGCGUACUUCGAUGCUGUUGCACCGGCAGAUCGCGUAAACUUCAUCAAGUAUUAUUUGGACAAAGCCUUGGAGGAUCGUAUACCGAAUCAUGUUAGCAAGACUCCACCUGAUUUCACAUUUGGACACUAUCAGAUACCUGUUGAGCCGCCGAAAAGUUUCGCAUCCGAUUUUUUGGACCACUUCAAAGCCAGCUUCGGGCUGACAGAUCGCGAUGUUUGUGAUUAUGUCACCAGCGACACUAUCUGCUUCCCUCCACCCCGUGGAUGCAUUGAUCUGGGAGAUGUUGGGAAUAUUUGCUGUCCCUUCUGAGGAGAUGGAUCAAAGGAUUAUGUGCUAGGUUCAAUGUGUUCGGUUUAAUACAGAAUUUUCCCAGAAAAGUCUCAAUAAAUUUCAGAAGCAAUACAGUUUAGGUUUGUACAUUAUGAUUAAUGAAUUUGAGAUUUAAUUAUUGAAAUAGAAAAUAUUAAGUAUCCAUUUUAAUUUAAUCCAGCUUCAGUUGAAACAAUAAAUAUGUUUUUUUCGUACAUACGA